AUGAGCAACUCCGACGAGGCAAAUACCCUCAAACUCAUCACUCCCACCUUCACACCGUCAUCCUCCUCUACUGCCGAAUCUGCCGGCGUCACUUCCAUCAUCAAGUCUCUCUCGCUCAUUGAGCACGUCGAAGGCGGCUACUUCGCAGUCACCGACGUCAGCAACACCUUCAUCCCGUCACCCUAUCCCGAAGAGCCCCUCUCGCAGCGCACCAUUGAUCUCGUCAACGGCCUCCCUGCCGACUACGACCCUUCCAAGCGGCGGCUUUCUACUACAAUUUUCUACUACUUGACGCCCAACCGACCCAUGGGCUCGUUUCAUCGUAACCGAAGCCGCAUCAUUCACAGUCUUCACCGUGGCCGCGGCCGCUAUGUUCUCAUCCACCCGGAUGGCCGUAUUGAAUCAUUUGUCGUUGGCCACAACGUGGAGCGCGGAGAAAAGCUGCAGUGGGUAGUGGAAGGGGGCGCCUGGAAAGCAAGCUUUCUACUCGCUGAUGAGGAUGGUCAGUCCAAUAGCGAUGGCCUGCUCAUCUCGGAAACCGUCGUGCCUGGCUUUGAGUACGCUGAUCACGAGUUUCUCUCCCAAGAACGCUUGGUCGAAGUGCUCCCUGAAGGCAAAGCUAAGGCUCUUCAGUGGCUAGUUAAACACUAG
Messenger RNA from Trichoderma gamsii, 651 nucleotides. RefSeq lists its product as hypothetical. NCBI's taxonomy places the organism in Eukaryota, Fungi, Ascomycota, Sordariomycetes, Hypocreales, Hypocreaceae. The transcript has a single exon. The coding region runs from base 1 to 651 and encodes 216 amino acids. The record is from RefSeq and is a predicted model, not a curated record. Gene Ontology annotation, cellular component: intracellular anatomical structure.